Messenger RNA from Theileria parva strain Muguga, 777 nucleotides. Its product is annotated as putative integral membrane protein. The transcript is spliced from 10 exons. Bases 1 to 777 code for a protein of 258 amino acids. The record is from RefSeq and is a predicted model, not a curated record. NCBI's taxonomy places the organism in Eukaryota, Apicomplexa, Aconoidasida, Piroplasmida, Theileriidae.
AUGUUAUACUCACUUGUAAAAUAUUAUCCCUAUUGUUUUAUCCCUAUUGGUAUUAUGCGUAAUGGUAUCUUGGGUUUGGUAUUUUGGGUGUUGGAGGUUCGGUUAAUUUACUGUCGUGACACACACUUACACAAGAUUUGUGUUCAUCUUUUUCAUCAAGAUUCCUCACUCAAUCAACUCCUAUGCCAAGAGAUAGGAUUGAGUCCUUGUGUGUCUGCUGAGGUGUGUAGGAUCAAUCCUAGGAUCAUCUUGGACGCCUAUGAUAAGGAAAAAUGCCUCCUCACUCUCUUCUCGUUCUUCUCCACUUUUACAUGUAAUGAUAAUAAGGUGAAGGAGUAUAUAUAUAAUACCGAGAAUGGCACUACCGUAUACGUCGAUAAAGAAAUCACUAAUCUUCUCUGGAAAUCCUGUUCGAGGCGAUCACGGUUAAGAUUAUCAUACCUAUUUCAAGACGGGCCUAAACAAUUUUGCAAGAGUUUAACACUUGGGAAUAGCAAAGUCAAAAUCAGACAAGCCAUUAACCUACCAGGACUCUCCAAAAUACUACCAAUCAAUCUAGAACAGCUGGCUGAGAUCAAUUGGUUAAUGGGAAGUCCAAUAAGUUGGGAUUUGCUAAGGGUUAAAAUUUCAGGAGUGUUGAUAAUUUUGUUCAUAAUAUUUUUAUCCGUGUCAACCCUUUUCAUACGUCAAGGAAGGAGUAAAAAUAAAUUAACAGAACCUGACGAAACAGAAGUUGAAAAUCUCAUCGAACUUAACAUUAAUUCUCAUUACCAAUGA